Molecule: messenger RNA, 3597 nt
Organism: Biomphalaria glabrata
Lineage: Eukaryota; Metazoa; Mollusca; Gastropoda; Planorbidae
Exons: 7
Coding region: 257-1084 (275 amino acids)
Source: RefSeq, a predicted model, not a curated record
GUUUCUAUAGCGUUUUAAAUUACAUUCAACAUAUACGCAAACUAAAUAGAUUUUUUUCUAUUUUAAAACAAAAGGGACGUUUGUGUCACUUGUGUCAGCUUUUAAAAAAAUUCGAUAUAGAUUGUUGGGAAGUAGAACGUUAUCAAGAAGGUCGUUGUAAAAAAAAAGGCCCCGUUCUAAACUUUCUGAGAGUCAGGCUCUUGUCAGCGUCACACUGUCUGCACUGUUGUAAGUCCGGCCUAGAAGGAAAAUAAGUAUGUACACAAUGCUACCACAGAUCCAAUUCAUCUUUAUUACUCAAUAUCUUGUACAAGUUGUAUUCAGUCAACGCAUUGAACUCUUUCCCUACGAUGAAACAAACUGUAACGUCAGUCUUGUGGAAGAGAAUGAUAUAAUUCUAAUGUAUGGCAAAGUGGAUUUCAAUGGAAACAUUCCAGCAUCAUCACUUGUCUACUUUGAAAUCAAAAGAAAAACUGAAACAAGUUUUCAAUUUUUUUCUGUUUUGAAAGUUCCAGAAGACUGUGAUAAAGUCUUUACCUACUGCAACUGUUUCAAAACUGAUGACCCUAAAGUGUUUAAAUUGACUCUAAAUAUAACUGCGUUUACUGUAAACAGCGAGGCAGAUGUAAAGACGGAAUUGGUUUACAGGGAGACAACUUUUUUUAGCGAAAUAAGACAUUUGCCAAUAGUUUAUGGUUCUAAAACAGAUCUGGUUGUAGCGUAUGUCAAUGAUCAAGUUGUUCACUUUCAGCAGACUAAUAUCUCAAUCAAUGAUACACAAGUGACAAUAGUGUCUGUGUGUCGUGAACAUUUCUCUCAUGAUUGUAAACAACAGCUGUUAGACUUGGAGACUGGAACGCUAGUAAAAUCUGGGAAAGAAAUAAUUGUCUACAAUACAAACAUUAAAGGCAGAUCAAACUUUAAACUGAAAUACUUUGUCUGUAAUAUUGAAAGAAACAUUUCAUUUUCUAUUACUACAAAUACAACAACAGACUAUUUGCAUUUGACAACAGGAACAAAUCUAAUAUUGUUAACUGUCAUGACAUUCGUAAUAAUGUUUUGUCUUAUCGUCCUUGUAAGGUAAUAUUCUUAUUUAUUUUUAACUUAAUAGAUUCGUUUGCUUUUUUUUUCUACGGGUAAUAUUAAAAUAUUAAUGAAAUAGUAAGUCGUUGAACUAUUCACUGGUCUUUAGAGAUUUUCAAUAAAAGUAUUUGGUGUAUUCGGUGUACAAAGCAAGGAAAUAGUGAUGACUAUGUGUUUAGGUAAACGUUUAGGUUUAAAGGAUCUUGAAAAUACCAUUGUAAGAAAGAGUGUGCAAUACUGAGAUCCUCGCGAGGAAGAGAAUGAGCUUGUUUUUUUUUCAGAGUUCCGAGAAUUGUUCCAUCCAUCUGUGCAUUUGUUUGCUAUUAUCUGUGAUGUACUUAUAGUUUUUGGGAAGGUCCGAGAGCUCACUGUUGCUGAAUACUCUGACUGAACUUCAUUCAGUAUUCAUUGGCACAGAUCCAUGCUGUCUUCUACUCUAUGGCUUUAACUUCUUUCAGAGUUGAGUGGACUUUGCAUUGUAUGCAGGAAUAACAUCUUUUUUAAUUUUGAUGACAGGUUUAGUUUACCUAAUUUUAGAAGUGUACCAAACGUCAUUUUGUUUUUAUUUUUCUUCCGUAGAUUUUUAGGGAAGUCUUUUAUAUGAUGUUCCCAUUUUUCUAUUGCUCUAUUUCCAGUAGGUUGUUGUUUUUUUUUUGUUUUCGCGUUGAAAAACUUAUGGAAGCUGGAGAUUUAGAUAGCACAUUUAACUUACAUCAGACGGAAGACUUCUAUAUUUUUUUUAAAAGUAAAGGUACAUGCGUAACUAGACGAAGAAAUAAUAUGUUUAAGAUUGUAUACUCUUCAAGUGAAAUUGAAAUUAAAUUAAAUUAUUUUUAAUCAUACUUAUUAAAAUGUGUACGUUCCGACUAGAGUCUACCCAGAAUGGCCUACUAGCCGGGAAUUCAUUCCCCAAAGAUAUCAACAGUCCAAUCUCUAGAAAAUUCGUUCAAGCAGUUUCCGAGAAUUGCGUCCUUUUAAUCAAACACUCAUGAUUGACAACGUUUUUAAAAUGAGGUUAAAAGGAAUGUUGACUAAACAAUACCAAACCAGACUUUUUAGGCUUUAGAUUUUUAAGACUAUUUUCUAUUGCUGUUUUGAAGUCUUAAAAAUUUUUAGGAAUGACGCGAAGACACUAAAAAUCGUAAGUAUCUUUACGCGGCUCAUUAAAGUUAUACAGGAACAUAAUUAAAAAGCAAUUAAGAUUAAUAAUAAGUAUAAAUAAACAUAUAUGUUUGUGAUAUAAUUUUUUUUUAAUUUAAUAUAUUAAUUUUAUUUUUAUUUUACAGCUUGGUUUUUGCUUGUAAAAAGAUAAGGACACAAGUAGGACACUUCUUAAUUCUCAGUUUAAAAAAUAAUGUAGUGCUCCAUUAAAUGGAUCUUCAACCUAGAUGUAAUCUAUAUUAGAUUAGUAGAUUUACGUUAGUAAAAGUUUAAUAUUUUUUCAAUAAAUUUGAAGGCAACUUUAAAUUUACUAAGUUAUUGCAUAAUCUGUAUACUAUGACUGACUAUGAGAUGUUCUUUUAUUAGUACAGAUAGAUUUACAAUAGUGGCUUACUAGUAUAGAUACACUUAUAAUAGCGACUAAAGGUAAACAUAUAUGUACAAUAAAGGCUUACUAAAAAAAUAUUUUUAAACAUUUGGUUUAGCUGCGGUUUCGAUCACUAAAAUGGCUUAGGUGUUUAAUUAAGGCUUAAUUUUUAACAGUUUGAAUUUUUGUAUUUCAUUGUCCAAUAUGAAAAGAAGAAAUAGUGAAUGUCGAUGAGUGAUAAGGUCCAUAAUUUAUGAAUAAAAAGAUAGAUGUAGAUUAAUGGUUUGCCAAAAAUAUUGUUUCACGACUCGUGUCAGUUUCUAAAAGGUAACAUUUCCCAUUUUUUUAUUCACAUUUAUCACAGGAGGAAAAAUCAAAUUCUCUAAAAACAUCUCUCUCUAUUUAUUUAUAUAUGUAUUUAUUAUUUAGAUUUCUAGGACUGUUAAGUACUCUUCGAGGUAAAAAUGUAUAAACGCAAGGCAUGCUUUUUGUUUUGUGCCUUAGGAAAUGUUAAUGUAUUGAAGUCUUGGAAGUAGAAGAACAAAUAAAGUCUCUGCUGUUUGGUACAUUCUUUCGUCAUUUGCACAUUUACUUCCUUAACUUAAUGUUAGUCAAAUUCCGCCGACACAUGUCCAGAAAUAAACAUAAAAAAUACUCUCGUGUGAGAGACAACUGGAUCUCAAACCUCGACAACAAGUGCGGACAACUCUUUAGGACAUAUCAAAACUUGUCAGAAUAGUUGAAAAGAAAAGGGCAAAGGUCAGAUCAAAACUGUAACAACAAAUGUUCACAGCUAAUGUUUGGAAAUGUACGAGAACAAAAAAGGUGAAACAUGAGUUACAACAAGGUCUACAAAGUACUCAGAGUUUUGUACGUCAUUUCUUGAAGUGGAAGAUAAAAAAGCCUAUUGGGUAACAAAGGUAAAAAAAAGUUUCAAUUAUCUACCCUUGUAUGUUUGGUAAAAAAAAUCUUUGAACCGAUUCUUA